Molecule: messenger RNA, 1329 nt
Organism: Canariomyces notabilis
Lineage: Eukaryota; Fungi; Ascomycota; Sordariomycetes; Sordariales; Chaetomiaceae
Exons: 2
Coding region: 221-1069 (282 amino acids)
Biological process (GO): regulation of DNA-templated transcription
Molecular function (GO): DNA-binding transcription factor activity, RNA polymerase II-specific; zinc ion binding
Source: RefSeq, a predicted model, not a curated record
GGCAGCAGUAAGUAAAACUUUGCGAAUUUUCGCGACAGUAAGGAUCGCAUGACUGGAUUCACCCCUUCGAGUGCCCGGUACGGCAGCAGCAACAGCAGCAGUCCUACCCCGUCGGCGUCAGAUCCGCCAAAGAAACGGACACGGGCAAGCAAGCCAAAGGUUCGAACCGGCUGCAUUACAUGGUAGGGCUCCACCAUCUCUCCUUGGAUAGCUACUACGAAUGACGGCUGAUAUAGCUUCUCAUCAUCCUUCUCUCAGCAAAAUCCGACGAGUCAAAUGCGGCGAAGAGAAGCCGGCCUGUCUGCGGUGCACAUCAACCGGCCGCGUUUGUGACGGCUAUGACAACAAGGGGACGUCCUCACCAUGCAGUCCUCCAAAAUCAGCACACACGGCCGAGCCAGCUAAGACCAAGUCCGUCGAGACGUGCCCUUGGAGCAGGGCGAUUCAAUCGAUGCGUGCUACUGGAACCUGCGCCGACGGCACCAAAACCAAGCAGGAUCCAUCAUUUACUAGACUCCGGGCUUUCAGCCCCGACACCCUCGCCGCCAGGCAUGACUCGGCGUGUCCGUUCACGACCUUCUGGAACCGUGUGAUGACCCGGCCGAGCGACCACUGCCCGGACGACGCGGCCCUGCAGCACGGCCUGGCGGCGUUAAAAGCGGCUUACCAAGCCUUCCAAUACCCCGACGACGACGACGACGGUGUCGAAGUCUUCAUCAUACAAGAGUACAACAAGUCCAUCGAGCGGCUCCAGCUGGUGGCGGCCCACACGGCAACGAGCCUGCGCGUGACGCUGCUCUGCUGCCUCGCCUUCAUCUCGCUCGAGACGCUGCGCGGCAACCACGCCGUGGCCGUCACCCACCUCGUCAACGGCCUGCGCAUCCUGCAGUCCCUUCCCCCGUCGGAUUCCGGUGACAACAACAGGGACACCAACACCACCCUCGACAUGCCCCACAUAAUCCAGCUCUUUGCCCGCCUCGAAGUGUCCGCCUUCGGCGCCCACGGCGGCAGCAGUAGCAGUGCUAGUAGUAGUUCCAGUAUCCAGCCCGUCGUCUCGCAGAGGGAGUAGCCGACAGACCGAACCCGGUGAUGCUUCGAUGGUAGCAGCAGCACGAGGCACCCGCGCCCUUCCCCACAAACAACACCCGCGGCUACAGCGGGAACCUAAACAUUACUAUCAGACCCUGCGCAGCAGUAACGACAGAACAGCAUGCAUGCCUGCUUGCUGGGAGCAAGCAUCCUCCAGGUCUGAAUAGGAGGCACAACAACGAAAACAGUGAGCACUGCACUGGCAUACCACCAAGUUCGUUCAAAAUUUCACGGGACCAU